AUUCGUUCUAUAUUUUCAGUAAUCAGUUUACUCGUGGGAAUUAUCCAAUUAAUAGAGUCGUCUCAGUUAAAUCUUAAAUAAAUUUAGCCAUGAAGGUAAUUGUUUUGGUUGCGCUUAUCGGCCUCGCUCAUGCUGGUGGUCCAGCAGUGUCGUACGGUCCAGGUUUGUCAUAUGGCCCACAGGCUGUUUAUGGUGCCCCCGCCAUCAGAUAUGCCUCAGCCGUCCCCACCAUUCAACAUUACGCUCAAGCCCCAGUGGCUGUGACACAAGCGGUUGCCGUUCAACCCGAACCAUACGACCCUCACCCUCAGUAUCAGUAUGGAUAUUCCGUUUCCGACGCUUUGACUGGAGAUCAUAAAUCUGCCUCAGAAUCUCGAGAUGGUGACCUUGUCCGAGGACAAUACUCUCUCGUUGAGCCUGAUGGUGCCAUUCGUACUGUGACCUACACGGCGGACUCGGUCAACGGAUUCAACGCUAUCGUUGACCGACAAGGUCCUGCCGUUGCAGCUGCUCCUGUCGUCCAAUAUGCGUCAGCACCUGCUCCAGUGGUGCAAUAUGCACAAGCCGCCCCCGUGGUUCAAUACGCACAAGCCGCCCCCGUGGUCCAGUACGCACAAGCCGCCCCAGUGGUCCAAUACGCACAAGCAGCUCCAGUGGUGCAGUACGCCCAAGCUCCCGUCGUUCAAUACGCACGUGCCCCCACCGUGACCUAUUCCACAGCCCCAGCUAUCCAACGGUACGCACCAAGCGUUACUUACUCAACAGGGCCAAGUUAUCAACGCUACGUUCCCAGUGUAACUUACACCUCUGGCCCAGCCAUCCAACGGUACCGAGCCCCCAGCAUGGUCACUUACAGCACUGCGCCAAGAGCAAGUUACGGUCCACCUGCAGUCGUUUCUGGAGGAUACGCUUAAACUAUAUUUUUUAGGACUUAUCAAAUGAGACUUAUCUACGUACAUACGACUUUCUCAAUUUUUAUUGAGCUUAUGUUUACUCUUGUCUCUAUACGUCUUAAUAAUCUCUUGUUUCUGCCUGUUUUAUUAUCUUAAUGCUGUUGAACUUUGUCUGUGAUCUUUAAAUAUUUAAUGACCUUAUACAUACACACAUUUGAAAAUACGUAUUAAUGAUGUUAAAAAUAUAUUUGUAUCAUAAUCUCACUUUUUGAUUUAACUUGUAAUAAAAAGUGUUUAGUUUUCCAACAA
This is a messenger RNA of Folsomia candida, 1202 nucleotides long. RefSeq names its product cuticle protein 19.8. The coding region runs from base 90 to 914 and encodes 274 amino acids. The transcript is spliced from 4 exons. The record is from RefSeq and is a predicted model, not a curated record. Gene Ontology annotation, cellular component: extracellular matrix. NCBI's taxonomy places the organism in Eukaryota, Metazoa, Arthropoda, Collembola, Entomobryomorpha, Isotomidae.